CCAUUGCAGCAGCAAGCAAGCAGCUGACGGCUCAUGGAGUAAACCCAAAACAGCAGGCAUAGCGUCUGCUACGCGCACCCUUGACACGCGAAAAUUAAGCAGGAACACAAAGGUCCGCUUUUCAACGUAAGAGGAGAGCAUUUAAAACGCACAGAUGUGGAUAACUCCGGAGGAGGUGUUGCUUGCUAACGCUCUUUGGGUGAGCGAAAGGGCGAACCCCUUCUUCACUCUUCAGAGAAGGAAGGGACAUGGGAAAGGAGGGGGCAUCACUGGCCUGCUGGUUGGGACCCUGGACGUGGUCUUGGACUCCAGUGCCAGGGUCGCCCCCUACAGGAUCCUGCACCAGGCAGGGGACUCCCAGAUCUACUGGAGCAUCGCCUGUGGCUCCUCCCGGAAGGAGAUCACGGAACACUGGGAAUGGCUGGAGGCCAACCUGCUGCAGACCCUCUCCAUCUUCGACAAUGAUGAGGACAUCACCACGUUUGUCCGGGGGAAAAUCCAGGGGAUCAUAGCGGAAGAGAACAAGAGCAAACAGCAGGCAGAAGACGAAGAUUCCGGAAAGUUCCGUGAGGCGGAGCUGAAGAUGCGGAAGCUGUUCGGGAUGCCGGACGAGGAGAAGCUGGUGAACUACUACUCCUGCAGCUACUGGAAGGGCCGCGUCCCCCGGCAGGGCUGGGUGUACCUCAGCGUCAACCACCUCUGCUUCUACUCCUUCCUGCUGGGCAAGGAAGUGACCCUGGUGGUGCAGUGGACGGAUGUGACCCUGCUGGAGAAGAACGCCACGCUGCUGUUCCCGGAGAGCAUCCGCGUGAGCACGCGCGGCACCGAGCACUACUUCUCCAUGUUCCUCAACAUCAACGACACCUUCAAGCUCAUGGAGCAGCUGGCCACCAUCGCCAUGAGGCAGCUGCUGGACAACGAGGGCUUCGCCGCCGACCGCUCGCUGCCCAAGCCCUGCAAGACCCUCAGGAACGUCUCCGCCCUCAAGAGGGACUUUGACGCGCGGGCGAAGAACGAGCGGUACCGGGCCAUGUUCCGCCUGACGCAGGACGAGAGGCUGGAUGGACACACUGACUGCACGCUCUGGACGCCCUUCGCUAAGAUGCACGUCGUCGGACAGAUGUUCGUCUCCAACAACUACAUCUGCUUCGCCAGCCGAGAGGAAGACCUCUGUCACCUCAUCAUCCCUCUCAGAGAGGUGUCUGUUGUGGAGAAGGCCGACAGCAGCAGUGUCCUCCCCAGCCCGCUGUCCAUCAGCACAAAGAACAAGAUGACCUUCCUGUUCGCCAACCUGAAGGACCGCGACUUCCUGGUGCAGCGCAUCUCCGACUUCCUGCAGCGCACGCCCGACAGACUGUGGAGCGAUCGCAAGGAGCUGCCCGAGACUCCGAGCCCCACCUCGCCCUUCCCGUCGACGCCCCCGGCCUCAGGGGAGAGCCCCCCCAACCGGCACUACCGCUCCAGCCUGCCGACCGCCAGCCAGGGCCUGCUGAACAUCUUCCGCCAGGGCGCGCCCGAGGACCUGGGGCCCAAAGCGACGAAGGAGAAGAUGAAGGAGGAGUCCUGGAACAUCCACUUCUUUGAGUUUGGCCGGGGCGUCUGCAUGUACCGCACCUCCAAGACCCGGGAGCUGGUGCUCAACGGCAUCCCCGAAAACCUGCGCGGGGAGCUGUGGCUGCUGUUCUCAGGCGCGGAGAACGAGAUGGCGACCCACCCCGGGUACUACGGCGAGCUGGUGGAGCAGGCCAUGGGGCACUGCUCUCUGGCCACGGAGGAGAUCGAGCGGGACCUGCACCGCUCCAUGCCCGAGCACCACGCCUUCCAGAACGAGACGGGCAUCGCCGCCCUGCGUCGGGUCCUCACCGCCUACGCCUACCGCAACCCGGGCAUCGGGUACUGCCAGGCGAUGAACAUCGUGACCUCAGUGCUGCUGCUGUACUGCACAGAGGAGCAGGCCUUCUGGCUGCUGGUGGCUCUGUGUGAGAGGAUGCUGCCCGACUACUACAACACCAGGGUGGUGGGAGCGCUGGUGGACCAGGCCGUGUUCGAGGAGCUGACGCGGGAGUGUCUCCCCUUGCUGUACGAGCACAUGCAGGAUCUGGGGGUCAUCUCCACCAUCUCGCUCUCCUGGUUCCUCACGCUCUUCCUCAGCGUCAUGCCCUUCGACAGCGCCGUCCUGCUGGUGGACUGCUUCUUCUACGAGGGCAUCAAGGUCAUCUUCCAGGUGUCCCUGGCCGUCCUGCACGCCAACAUGGACCAACUGCUCUCCUGCAACGACGAGGGCGAGGCCAUGACCAUCCUGGGCAGGUACCUGGACAACGUUGUGAACAAGCAGACAGCGUCUCCGCCCAUCCCCCACCUCCACGCCCUGCUGACCAGUGGCGACGAGCCCCCGCCCGAGAUCGACGUGUUCGAGCUGAUCAAAGCUUCUUAUGAGAAGUUUGGCAGCCUGCGAGCGGACGUCAUCGAGCAGAUGCGCUUCAAGCAGAGGUUAAAGGUCAUCCAGUCGUUGGAGGACACCGCCAAAAGGAGCGUGGUCAGGGCCAUCAUGACAGACUCGGCCUUCACCAUCGAGGAGCUGGAGGAGCUGUAUGUUCUCUUUAAGGCGAAACACAUCAUGAGCUGCUACUGGGGCGCCAGCACCAGCGCAGCGGAGCGGCACGACCCCAGCCUGCCGUACCUGGAGCAGUACCGCAUCGACAUGGGCCUGUUCAGCCCGCUGUUCGGGGCCCUGGGGCCCUGGGGCUGCGGCACCCACACCGCCACCCUCGCCGCGCGCCUCUUCCGCCUGCUCGACCACAACCGCGACGGCCUCAUCAACUUCAAGGAGUUCGUCACCGGGCUGAGUGGAAUGUACCAUGGAGAUAUGACUGAGAAACUGAAGCUGCUCUACAAACUGCACCUGCCCCCAGCUCUGUGUCCAGAGGAAGCUGAGUCUGCACUGGAAGCCACACAGUUUUUUACUGAUGACAGUACCCCGCAGGAUCCUCCCUUCCUGUCUGAUGUGGACUUCCUGCUGCAGGAAGUGGCCUCAGGAGAGGAGGUAAAGGCUGCGGAGUCCGGGGAGGACUCUGGGAAUGGGAAUGGGAAUGGGAACCCAGAGGAGAAAAAAGGACACACUGUCACUGCUAUAAGAGCUCUAUCGGUCUCUGUUGCAGAGGAGAAGGUGAAGGACUACAAGUAUUAUCUGAGGAUGUGGGCCAAGGAGAACGAGCCAAAGAAAGAGACGAUCAAAGACCUGCCCAGGAUGAACCAGGAGCAGUUCAUCGAGCUGUGUAAGACCCUGUACAACAUGUUCAGUGAGGACCCGUGCGAGCAGGAGCUGUACCACGCCAUCGCGACGGUCGCUAGCCUGCUGCUGCGCAUCGGCGAGGUGGGCAAGAGGUUCAGCAACAACGGCGCCAAGAAGCUCGACAGCCAGGGCACGGUAGCCUCCACCUCCAGCACCUCCGCCACAGCCUGCCUCCCCGAGCCGGCCCAGCCCGAGAGAGAGCCCCCGGCGGGGGAGGGCAGCCCAGGACAGUCCCAGGUCUGCAAGGCCCUGGCGGAGGCCCAGCUGGAGGUCCCCCUCCCACCCAACUCGGACGAGGAGGCCAAGGACGACACCUCGGUCUCGUCCUACUCCAUGGUGAGCGCCGGCUCUCUGCAGUGCGAGGACAUCGCCGACGACACCGUGCUGAUUGGCUGCGGGGACCAGCGCAGGGCCAGCGUGCCGGACGCCGAUUGGUCCAUCACCUUCGAGCAGGUGCUGGCCUCGCUGCUGACCGAGCCCCCCCUGGUGGACUACUUUGAGAAGAAGCAGGACAUCCGCACCAGGAUGGCGUCCUGCAGGAGCCAGAGGGCCGUGGAGCGGCAGGUCAGCUCCUCCAGCGAGCACGACGUCGCCCUGCUGUCCGGCUGACCCGUCUCACCCUCGUCCCAUCCGUCCCAAACUCUCGCCAUCCUCGGGGGGGGGGCGCCCCCAUAGGUCAGACCCGGGGGUCCACCGUGUGCCCGAGUCAUCUCUCACCCUCCCCCACUGCCCCCGCGGCCCACCCCUGACUCUCUUUGUAUCCUCGUUUCAACAUUUUCUUCCUUCUUCUUUUUUAUUUUAUGGAGAAAAGAAAAAAGAUCUAUAAACAUGUAUAUAAAUAUAGGAAAUGUAUCUACCAAAAUAGCCUAAGAAAGCGUAAGUGUAUAAACACAGCUUAUCUAGCUAAUGGCGUGUGACCCCGCAUUCCGUGCAUCAGAAAUUCCAGAUCCACGUCAUUGCCCCUGCCCCCAAAGCUGCCUUUCUAUUGGUUUACACUGUGGCUCCUUAUCACUGUCAUUGGCCCUUACCCCAGGAAAUGAUAUGUGGGGGUUUAAGCUUCAAAUUCGAGUUCUUCAUAUGAGCUGAGUCAUGUCUGACUUGUUUGGUCAGAGCACAGUAAAGAAACUAAGCCUUAAAUAAAUACUAGCAGAUGGUCCUUGUAAAAUGCACCGGGUGUGGUCGGACUGGGGUAACUCGCUAAAGAGGAAACUGAAAUGAGAACAUGUUGAGUUCACCACAUGAGCAGAUCAAUCUGGCAGCCCACUCGUGUAUCAGUACUGAUUUAUUUUGUUAUUUUACAUUUUCAGAACCAGUUAUCUGAAGCUACCUCUUAGGUUAUUUGCUCCUUUAAUACUGUUUACUGGACUUCUCCUCCCCUGAGUUUCGAGGUUGGGCAUCUACCCCUCGCUUUUGUUGAGUUGAGAGGAGAGGUGACCGGUGUGUGAGCAGUUUCGCUGUAGAUGGGCAGGAGAGCAGUACACCCCUUUCAGUGUGUUGUGAAGACUACCCCUAUGGUUCACCCACGGUCGGGCAGUUUUAUACGGUUAGCGUUUGACCAAGCUUUGUUCAGAAAUGAGACGUAUUUCUCUCACUUCGUAUUGCAAUCACUCACAGCUGUACUAGACUGUCAGUUAAACUGAACAGACAGUAUGUCGUUGUUUACCUUCACAAACCCAAGAAAGGUAUUCUGAUGUUAUACAACGAAUCCCUUUUACUUGUCGCUAAACGGUUAACUUCCCAUUGUAUUAUUGUUGAUUUUGUUUUACCGUUUCUCUUCGAGAAGGCUGAUGCAUUUAACGUCCGGACCUCGGACAAAGCUUUCUGUCGACUGCAGCCUUUGUACACAAAAAACAUCUUCAGUGUCAUAACCAUAGAAUUUUGUUUAAAUAUAUCUGCCACUUUAAAGCUGUAAAUUCCUGCACACCAUAUUUUAUCUACACAGUUUAAAGCUUGACAAUAAUUAGCUUACAUUUAUCCAAGUUAGUAUGUUGUUAGUGCCCGUCAGUCUAGAUUAAAGGGAAUCGCCGAUAUAUUUUGUUAUGUGGGUUUUUUGUUUGUUUAUUUGUUUGUUUGUUUGUUUGUUUUUGAGCACACAGGUGAAUAUGGAGGACGUUAAGAUUCAGUUUGAAGUCUAGGUCUCGGGCCAGCAUGACUUUUCAUUGUUAUAUUUGACUGCAUUGUAUAUACACGCACCAUAUUAAUUGUCCAAGGGUUUGGGGUUUCUCCAGCUCUGACUGGAUUUUGUAGUACACAGUGAGCUCUACCUGCAGUACUCUAGACUCUUUCACUGAAAUCUGUUUUGCUGUGAAAUCAGUCUUAUGCUGGGUGGCUGGUAAACCUAGCAUUGGAGACUACGUAUUUUAGUAUUUGUUUCACUUGUCAGAAAUCACACAUUGAAUAUAUUCAUAUUUUCACAGAUGUGGAGUCAGAGAAGAGGGCUUUCAAAUUAUUAUUAUUUUUGAACCCAACAGUGUUUUCCUGUUCUGACCCUAUGUUCAGAGUGUAAUGUUUUCAGGGUUUGCUCUUUGGGAGGAAAACCGUAUCGAUAAAGCACAGAAUAGCAUUAGAAACCUCAGUGUAGUAACAGUUCUAUAAACAGCGUAUGUACUUUUGGGAGUCCAUGAAGACUAUUGGGAGCUGAACUUAUCCACCCUGUGAAUUUCACGUCCUUGUCGAUGAAGGUCCCGGGAAUCACAGCGUGUCAGUACUGUUUGUCCGUUGUACUCGUGUCACUGGAUCUUUCCGUGCGCAUUCCUUUCCGCUCGUGCUAAAGGAGCCUUUCUGGACAGCACUAAAAUUCUGUUCUGUUGCAUCUGCUAUUGUAGAGCACGGCUCAACGACGGUAGCAUUGUGAACUUGGCAAGAAUACUAAUAUUAGCUUAUAUUAUUUCGCUAUUUUCGCUGGCUAAUUGUUCAAAUGUGAAACACUAACAGGAAAAAAAGCUUCUGGUUUUAAACCGCAAAGCCUAACUAACGUACUGGUGUCAUUUAAAAACGCCUUCCAAUCCUGUCUGACCUGUCGUCGUUUCAGUGUGACUUCGAAAUUUGAGGCACGUGAUUUUUCCACACCAUCUGACUGUCAUAAUUUAUUUACACAUACUUGUUCAGUGCUAAUAUGACGUUUUUAACUGUUCUUGAUCGAUAUUUACUGUAUUAAAUCUAUAUUAUGUAAUAAAUACGGAUACAGAAUAAA
Conger conger (European conger) is the source of this 6485-nucleotide messenger RNA. Its product is annotated as TBC1 domain family member 9B. The transcript is spliced from 22 exons. The record is from RefSeq and is a predicted model, not a curated record. Lineage: Eukaryota; Metazoa; Chordata; Actinopteri; Anguilliformes; Congridae. The coding region runs from base 155 to 3901 and encodes 1248 amino acids. Gene Ontology annotation, molecular function: calcium ion binding.